AUGAAUACUAGCAGUGACAAAGCCGCCACGGACAAUGCUGCUCAAGCUGCUCAGAGAAAUGAAGAGCCAUCCGGUGCCCACAAGAAACUACUAGAUUUGAAGACGGCUAAUGCUCCCAAACCAAGCUUCAAACUGUUACAGCCAUCGUCAGAGUCAACAGCGGAAAAUAGAGAUAAACCUAUAGUCGAGGUGCCACCCAGUGUCAGCAGCGAUGGACAUAGCAACUCGGAGUCUGCUCUGAGUGUACUUGCAGAUGAUAAGAAGGAGGUUCCAGAGCUCAAAGCCUUGCCUGGGAAGUCUGAAUAUGCACUGGUUAAAGAUCUUUCAACCAUCGGUCCAAGUGUUAUCAUCGUGAACAUGCAUCAGAUUGUGGCUGCCACGGGUGCACCCAAUGGUGCUUCUCUAGAAGUUCCAAUUGCUUCGAAAGCUGUCCACAUUUACCAACGGCCAUCACGCUCUUCAGACGCUAGUUUACCAGGUUACGCAGUUCAGCUGGAUAAUCUUCUGGAGGCUGUUGAAUGGGGUGGACGCAUCUUAAGGCCAGGCAUCGUCAAUCCCCUGUCCCGGAUGGUUGUAGGGACUAUGCAACCUGAGAGCGGUUUCAUUGCAAGCCAAGACCCUCUCACAAGUAUCGAUCGCGCCAAGUACUACGACUUACAGAAGCACGGCGACAUUUUUGUUUGCGAUCUGUUUCAGGAAUCAGCGGUGCAGCCUACCAGCUCGUCUACCACCAUCACUCAAAUGGAGUCGGUGAAGACAGAUGGUCAACCGCCUGAUGUCAGUAUGGACACCAAGCUUCAGUCCAAGGCACCGGAUCUCCAGUCGAAGGACUUCAUUGAUCUUGUCAAGAAGGCAAUGGGUUUUGGCACUGAGUCGACUGAUCAAGAGGUUGUAGAUACGAAGGCCGACUGUGCGAUCGAUGCUCUUAAGAAGCAGAUUUUGAUAGAGCGAUGCCGGGAGUCUUUACGUGCAGAUGGAUGGAAGUCUGGGGAUAUCAAGAGUGUUGAUACCUACAAGGUUCCGUCUCGACUGGAAGAGCCAGAUUAUGCGCUCUUCGCGGGGUCUCAGUUCAACAUCAUAGAGGUCGUAUACAAGAAAGUGUUUCAUAUCUCCAAAAUGACUGUGAAUAUCUACAAGUCUCUCUUUGGCGAGAAAGCACGUAGGAACAGCCCUGAUACCAUCAGAAAAUGGUUUAACUAUCCUGAUGGGCCCGAUUUCCAGGAGUAUGCUGAGAUGGCAUUAGGCACAUUCAGCACGACGAUACAGGACAUCAAAGUAGCAAAGAGAGAGGAGCAGGAGCGGAAGAGAACGAAGGCAUUGAAGGCUCUCGCAGGACGAUCUUACAAGAAGAAGACCAAGCGUGAUGAGAGUGAGAGGUCAUUGAAGGAUAGCAAAUCAUCCUUAAAGGAAGAGAAGUCAUCGUCAAGGGAUGGGAAGUCAUCGUCAAGGGAUGAGAAGUCAUCAUCGAAGGAAGGCAGGUCAUCGAAGGAAGGAAAGUCAUCAUCGAAGGAAGGAAAGUCGUCGAAGGAAGCCAAAUCAUCAUCGAAGGAAGGGAAGUCAUCAAAGGAGGCCAAGUCGUCGAAGGAGCAGAAGUCAGGCUCAGAUGAUGAGGGUCAGUUGCGUAGGAAGGGCAAAUGUCGGGUGGAAUCUUCAUCUGAGUCUUCAUCUGCAUCGAGCAGGAGUCAAUCACCUGUGGAGCUUCACAAGAAGAAGAAGAUGAAGAAGGACAGUGAGCACAUGGCCUCUAGUUCGACGAAGAUAGUGCGGUAUGUCGAAGUCCACUCUGAUAACUUGGACAGUGAUAACACAAGCAUCUUUCAUGGCAGUUCCGAGGAUGAAGACAGUUCAUAG
Desarmillaria tabescens is the source of this 1851-nucleotide messenger RNA. RefSeq lists its product as uncharacterized. NCBI's taxonomy places the organism in Eukaryota, Fungi, Basidiomycota, Agaricomycetes, Agaricales, Physalacriaceae. The record is from RefSeq and is a predicted model, not a curated record. The transcript is spliced from 7 exons. The coding region runs from base 1 to 1851 and encodes 616 amino acids.